UGAAAUUUUGGAUUAUAUAAAACUUGAACCCAAUCGCUCCAUAAACAUACAACAGUAAGUUCUGAUUCUUCUCCCUAACUAACUAAUUAAUCUGAAAGUCUUUCCUUCAAGAUGGAUGCAUCAAAUGGAUCCCAAGAUACUGAGCAAACCCUUGAUUCACAAGUCAAAGCGUUCUUUGAUUCUGCUCCACCUCUCCAGAAUAGAAAUGACAUCACUCAGAAAUUGAAUCACUUCAUUCAGCUGAAUUCUUUAUCUUCAGAAAAUGGGAUAGGUAAGAGAAUUGUUUGUGUGACUUCUGGUGGCACCACUGCUCCAUUGGAGCAGCGGUGCGUUCGCUAUGUUGACAACUUUAGUUCAGGUCAUAGGGGAGCCACAUCCACUGAGUAUUUUCUGAAGGCGGGAUAUGCUGUGAUCUUCUUGUACCGGAGAGGAAGUUUUCAGCCAUUCUGUAGAUCCCUUCCUGAUGAUCCCUUACUUGAAUGCUUUGAGGCGACCGAAGGAUUAAACAUUCAAGGUCUUUGGUUUCUGCUUCAUCCUCUUCUUAUGCUGCAAAUAAUUUCAAAGCCAAUGAAGGAUAUUGGCCCACGUGCAAUGUUCUAUCUUGCUGCUGCAGUAUCUGACUUUUAUGUUCCUUGGAAGGACAUGGUAGAACAUAAAAUUCAAUCUGGAUCUCACAUCUUGGAUGUGAAACUUGUUCCUGUGCCAAAGAUGCUAUCAGUGCUUAGGAAAGAUUGGGCACCCCUUGCUUUUUGCAUAUCUUUCAAGUUAGAGACAGAUUCAAACAUUCUUCUAAAUAAGGCGCGGGGUGCUCUCGAGAAGUACAAUAUGCAUGCUGUUGUUGCGAAUGAGCUCUCCACGCGCAAGGAGCAAGUGGUGGUUGUCACUAUUGACGACAAAAUUACAGUUCAACGAGAUAAGAGCAAGGCUGAUGAUGAUGUAGAGAAUCCCCUCAUUAAGCUUCUUUCUCAGAGACAUUCAGCUUACAUUGAGGACUCGAAGAGAAUGAGGUGAAUCACUUUUUGAGUCUGAUCUUUUCGACUUCUUCUCCAUGUUGCAAUUCCAUGGCAAGACAACUCUCGUUGUAUGUAAUAAAACCAUGAAUAAAUGAAAAGAAGGAUUACACAAUAUAGAUAAAGGGUGUUAAAAAGGAGAUAGUUUCAAUAGGAGAAAUAAGAAGUUUAAAUUUUAAUGUAGUGUGUAUCAAGGUUACAAAUUUUAAUGUGUUUUGGAUAUGCAAUUAUGCAUACUGGGACCAAAUAACGCAUUAACCAUAUUGGAUUUAGCUUGUUUAAAGUA
Molecule: messenger RNA, 1296 nt
Organism: Arachis stenosperma
Lineage: Eukaryota; Viridiplantae; Streptophyta; Magnoliopsida; Fabales; Fabaceae
Product: phosphopantothenate--cysteine ligase 2-like
Exons: 8
Coding region: 112-1011 (299 amino acids)
Biological process (GO): coenzyme A biosynthetic process
Cellular component (GO): nucleus; cytoplasm
Molecular function (GO): phosphopantothenate--cysteine ligase activity
Source: RefSeq, a predicted model, not a curated record